AUGAGUGCAAGUGGUGACGACGAAGAUGCUACGCUGGACUUCAGUGGACUCGACAUCAAUGAUGACAACGGAGGUCCAUCACAGUACCAGCAGACUGGAAAACGCAAGGACCGUUUGAGUGACGCCAACAGCAAGGAUUCCUACUCGCGUCCUGCUCAUCAUGGUGCUAGUCUCGAAGAAGCAAAUGCUCCUGAUCGCGCAUUUCGGCGCCAAGUGAAGAGUCGACCAGGCAUACAUGCUAGACCUGAUCUGUCAGAAGAAAAAGAAAAGGACAACCAUGAUGAUGAAGAUAGCGUCUCGACUCCUCCAAUGUUUUGGCGAGCAAGUGUCAACGCAGUUGAAGUGAGCGAUCUGUCAGAGCCAACGACAACUCAAGACGCGAUGAACGGACCCGACAAAGUUCACUGGCAUAUUGGAACCAAGUGGGUGUUCAAGAUCAAGCAAAAAGCGGGCGCUUCAAUCGAGAAGUACAAGGCACGACUUGUGGCCAAGGGCUUCAAGCAGAAGUACGGCAUCGCCUACACGGAGGCAUUCUCACCAGUGGUCAAGUAUGUGACGCUGCGCAUGGUGGUCGCGAUUACCAAGUACUUUGGCUGGCCUCUUGGCCAACUUGACGUGGUCACAGCUUUUCUCUAUGGUGUGACGAAAGAAACGGUGUACUGCGCGGUUCCAGAAGGCGUCGAAUUGGACGGAGACUUCAACUGCCUCGAGUUGGUGAAGACAAUCUACGGUCUCAAGCAAGCUUCUCGUAUUGUGGACGGUUACUGCGUACUGUUGCUAGUCUACGUGGACGAUGUGCUGGUGACUGGGAGCUCGACGGAACUCAUUGCGUGUACCAUGAGCGACCUCAAGACGCGCUUCGAGAUGACCGACACGCGCUAUGUGGAUGACAUUCUGAAGCGCUUUGGGAUGGAAGACUGCAAGGCUGCAAUAAGCCCAGCUGAUGUGAGCACUCGACUGACUCGAAGCAAUGCAUUAACCAAGGUGAGCGCUCCAUUUCGAGAAGCUGUGGGGGCGCUCAUGCAUCUGACGACCGCAACACGCCCAGACAUAGCUUUUGCUGUGGGAUACGUAUCGCGUUUCUUGGAAAACCCCCAAGUCGAGCACUGGAUUGCAGUGAAGCGUAUUUUCCGCUAUCUGCAAGGGACCAAGUCACAUGGAAUUUGUUUCAAGCCUGGUGAAGAAGUUGAUUUUUGUGAAUACUCCGAUCGGACUGGUCUGGAGACUAUUCUGACCGCAAGUCAACUUCGGGAUAUGCAUUUCUCGAUCCAAGAAGGCAAGUGGGUUCACCGACUGCUGAUCAAAAUUCUAUCAGCGUCAAAUAAUUCGGCUCCUGGACUUAAGAUUCUCGAAGACAACCAGUCCUGCAUCAAGAUGACAAAGAAUCCCGUCAACCAUGGUCGUGCAAAACACAUCGACAUCAAGUACCAUCACAUCCGUGAUGAAGUCAAGCGUGGUGAAGUGGAGCUUGAGCAUUGUGAGACUUCCAUCAUGCUUGCGGACAUCUUGACGAAGGCACUUCCGGGAUCUCGUCACAAGGACUUAACGGCUGCACUCGGUAUUCAUGCGAGUUCACAUUGA
Molecule: messenger RNA, 1581 nt
Organism: Peronospora belbahrii
Lineage: Eukaryota; Oomycota; Peronosporomycetes; Peronosporales; Peronosporaceae
Source: the annotation of a GenBank genome assembly